This is a messenger RNA of Apis cerana (Asiatic honeybee), 2206 nucleotides long. Its product is annotated as chloride channel CLIC-like protein 1. Gene Ontology annotation, molecular function: chloride channel activity. The record is from RefSeq and is a predicted model, not a curated record. NCBI's taxonomy places the organism in Eukaryota, Metazoa, Arthropoda, Insecta, Hymenoptera, Apidae. Gene Ontology annotation, cellular component: membrane; endoplasmic reticulum.
AUAUAUAUGGAUAUAGAGUUAAAUCACAGAUAAAAUAUAGAAUAGACUUAAUACUUGAUAGAAAUUUGUAUUUUAUUUUUUGAUCGUGCAAGAAAUUAUGUGUUUGGCAUUUUCUUCUUUUAGGACAUUAUUUUCUCAAAACAAUAUAGCUUGAUAUAUAAUAUGUGAAUAUUUUGAUUCGAUGACGACAAUGAUUUUUUAAACAACUGAAAGCUUGGGUCGGCAAUAAAGAAAGAAAGAAAUUUUAAAGCUUUCCAAUAAAAAAUGAUUUUAGUGUCGGUAAUAGUAUACAACAUGUUUCAGUCAUUUUUUGAAGAAAUGGCGCUAUAAGUUAAAUGCUAAAUAAGUGUAUUAUAAUAUAAACAAAAAGAUAGGUUAUGGUUAUUAUAACAUUGAUAACGUCAAUAUUUUUAGAAUAGUAUUCAUAUAAAUUUUAAUCGUUGAAGAUAUCGUAUUCAAAGUUUAUUUUUAUAUAUAAUGAAGUAUUCAAGAGAAUUUAUUUUUUUGUCAAUUCAUAUUCUUGCAGUCAUUUUAGUUACUAAUUGUGAAGAUGAAAAUUAUUUUGAAAACAUAGAGAAUACAGAAGAAUUAGUAGAUCCACAUUCAUUUUUCUAUAAUAAACAAAGUAAAACAAUGAUUAAAGACAUAAAAGUGGACAUGAUAAAAGUUAUGCAAAACAAUAAUGAAGAUCAAAAUAAUUUAAAAUCUAAACAAGCAAAUAAUUAUAGCAGUCAUGAAGCUAUUUUUUAUAAGCGUCUAAUUAAUUUAUUACUAUCAAAUAUCCAUAUACAGAAUGAAGAUGAAGUAUCAAUAACAGGAAUAUUAGAAAUUGAAAUAUCUCAUUCUCAAAUGGAAAUACUCAAAAAUUUUCAAAUUCAUAAAACAUCUUUAAAAGAAAUUGAUGAUAUUUUCAGUAAUAUAAUAAGAAAACCUCAAUAUAAUUAUAUAUCUGGAGUUAUGAAUAUAUUAGAUAUAUUGCAUAGAGGUUUUCGUACAAUGCUUCAAACGAUACAAGAGCAUCAAGAUGGAGCUAUAAUUAUAUUUACAAUGUUAAUAGUUUGUUCAACAUUUCGAAUGAUAACAUGGGGACGAAGAUUUCCUAUUUUCAGUAUUAUACAAGUUAUAUUUAUAUUGAGUUUUUUUAUGACAUGGUGGCAACUUAUAAAAGAGGCUGAAGUUAAAUCUAUUGCAGCACAAAUGAAAUUUUCACAGAUACCAAUAUCAUGUCAACCAGAUAAAAUGAAUAUGUGGAAUAAAUUUGUUUCAUUAUUUUAUGACGAUUGUGAGAAAUAUUAUGAAACAAUAAUGACUAAUCCAAAAUUAAAAAUUACACCUGCAUUUGCAUUAUCUCAUUUUAUUACUACUGUUAUUCUCCAUCCAAUUACUCAUAUAGGAUCUAUCAUAUCAGUUUUUAUAGAUAAUGCUACAGAAAAUCUAUCAUGGACAUAUGGAUGGAUUAUAAAAUGUAUACUUUUCUUAUGUAUAGGUUUUGUUAUAAUAACAAUACCAUUUUAUCUGUCUGGUGCAUCCUUUAAUUUAGGGUUUGGAUUAUUAAAACUUGGAAUUGGCCAUGAGAAAAAGAAAGAAAAAGGUAAUUCAUUACAAAGUAUAGAAAACCGAGAACCUGUACAAAUAAUUCUUAAGGUAACUCAUGGUACCGACGUAAAUCAAAUAACAAACAUUCCAAUGAUCACGCAAUCGAACGCCCUAGAAACUUUAAAAAAAAAAGAAGUAAUUGCGACGAAUAAUGAUCAGGAAGAUUACGAUGAUUUAUGUUGCGGUGAUGCAAUAACUAACAAUAAAUUAUUUAAAAAUGAUGAUAAAGAAUCUGAUAAAUAUGAGAGCUUGGAUGCAAUACCAAUAGAAAGAAACGAUGGAAGCGGAGAUCGUUGAUGUACAUUUAUGUACAUUUUAUAUUAUUUUGCUUUUUAUUAUGUACAUAAGCUAUUAAUUUACACUACAUUUAAUGUUAACAUAUUAAAUAUGAUUUGCAUAUUCAAUAUUCAAAAAAUUAAUUUUAAUUAGUCUAAUAAUUAUAUUUAUAUGUGUAACUUAUUGAAGCAAUCUUCAUGAUGUUGUUUUAAUAUUGUUUACAACACAUAUAUUUUAUUUAUAAUUGAACUGUGAUUGUAUAAUAUAUAAUGUAAUGAUAUUUGCAGUAAUUUGUAACAGUAUUAAUAAUAUAUUUGAAAUGCUUAAAUUUUAA